Messenger RNA from Quercus robur (English oak), 516 nucleotides. RefSeq lists its product as uncharacterized. The record is from RefSeq and is a predicted model, not a curated record. The coding region runs from base 1 to 516 and encodes 171 amino acids. The transcript has a single exon. Lineage: Eukaryota; Viridiplantae; Streptophyta; Magnoliopsida; Fagales; Fagaceae.
AUGUCUGUGGCUCGGCUAUCCACUGAGGACGACGAUCGGGAGUCCAAAAAGGCCUAUAAGGAAGCCUCACCGAUGCUGGGCUUCUCGGACGAAGAUAAGAUCGGAACCAUCCAACCCCAUAACGAUGCUCUGAUAGUCACACUCAGAAUUGGAGGAUAUGAUGUGAAGAAAGUGCUAGUAGAUCAGGGCAGUGCUGUGGAAGUAAUGUAUCUCAACCUGUACAAGGGGCUGAACUUAAAACCCGAGGACCUAACGACGUACGAUUCCCCUCUAGUAAGUUUCGAGGGAAAGACCGUUACUCUAAGAGGCCAGAUUAGACUGCCCAUACAAAUUGGUUCGGACGUAGUGGAGGUGGAUUUCAUUGUAGUUGACGUUUAUUCACCCUACAUAGCUAUUGUGGCUAGACCAUGGCUUCAUGCCCUAGGAGCUGUCUCUUCUACCCUGCACCAGAAGGUGAAGUACUCGUCGGAGGGCCAAGUUAAAGAUAUUGUAGGGAAUCAGACUAUGACCAGAUAG